This is a messenger RNA of Capra hircus (goat), 1478 nucleotides long. It is a transcript of the gene PSCA, whose product is annotated as prostate stem cell antigen. NCBI's taxonomy places the organism in Eukaryota, Metazoa, Chordata, Mammalia, Artiodactyla, Bovidae. The record is from RefSeq and is a predicted model, not a curated record.
UCUGUUAAAUAUUGAAAUUGUUUAUUUGUGUGUAACAAGUGGUUUCUUUUGUUAACAAAUCCGUCAAACCUAAACAAUUUUCGGCAAUACAGGUGGGUUCCCAGAGGCUGGCCGGAGGCGUUGAUGGGAGAAGGGUGGGAAAGGGACACAGUCACUGCCACCAUGGCCCUGGCGUCCCGGUGUGGCUGAAGAGCUGGCCUGCUGAUGAACCUCCCACCCCCCUCAGGUCUUGACGGUGGAAGCCUUUCUAGGCUCCUUAUGGAACUGCCCUCUCUGCGAGGCUGGAGAAGCUGCCUGCCGGCCUCCUCCUGGGGUGGCUGAGAAAUGGGCCCCCAUUCCCCAGCAGGCUCUGCCUUCCGGAAACAGAGAGAAGGCCAGGGAGGGUGCAGCCUGGCAGGCACUGCGGAUCUGCCCCGCCCUGGGGCCUGGACCAUCGGUGUUGACUGUGGGCAGCUGACCCUGCCCUGCCAGCAGAGCGCUUAAAGCCGCCCAGGCUCUGCUCACCUGAACCCGCCACCAUGAAGGCUCUCCUCCUCCCCCUGCUCGCUGCUAACUUGGCCUUGCAGCCGGGUGAGGCUUGGGUGGGCCCUGGGGCAGAGCUGGGGGAGCAGGCCCUGGGGGUGGGAGGAUGAGGGAGGCAAGAGGGGCCCAGAGGGAAGAGGUGGCUGGGAGGAGGCAAGCAGAAGAAGGGGCUCGAGGCGCCGGUGGAGCCUGCGUGCAGGCGGGCUGCUGGCGGCCUGUUGGCCCUUCGCUGUGUGGACCUCAGCUUCGACCUGUCCUGCCCGAGGAGAUGAAUCACCAGGAGCUGGAGCCUCGCCCCAGGGACAGAGCCGGCCCGGCCAGGGAUGCACCCACCACUCAUCGUUCUGGGGACGAGGCCACUGAGAGGCACCUUGCCCGGUGAUGCAGGCCAUUUGGGAAGGGUCCUGUCCACCCUGCCCUCCCCUGCCUGGUGCCCCUCCCUCUCAGGAAUGUGGCAUUGUGACAGGGCCUUAGGGAGGCUGGGCAGGGCGCCCCCAUGUGCGGGGCCCCUAGUCUGUGGCUCUUGUGCACGGGACGGUGCCCCCUGCUCCAUGCAGGAGAGGAGUAAACGAGGUUCCUGUCCCCCGGCACUGCAGAGAGGGGCAGCCCAUCACCCCACCCCUCAUUCCCCCACAGGCACCGCCCUCCAGUGUUACUCCUGCGAGGACCAGGGCAACAAUGAGGGCUGCCAGCGUGUGCAGAACCAGGGCUGGGCCGAGCGCGUCGAAGCCAUCGGUCUCCUGACAGUCAUCAGCAAAGGCUGCAGCUCGCACUGUGUGGAGGACUGGGAAUUCCUUCCGGAGCAAGAAAAUGUCGCAUGCUGCUCCCCCGACCUGUGCAACGCCAGCAGGGCCCAGGCCCUGCGGCUGGCCGGCGUCACCUGGGCGCUGCUCGGUGCUCCUGGCCGUCUGCUGCCCUGGGGCCGGGCCCAGCUGUAGGAUCCAGGAGGACCCUGC